CUCUCUGACCUCAUCAACCUCUCUGAAUAAUAAUAAAUAAAUAAAAAUAAUUAUCUGUAUCUAUAUAUAUAAGUUCAUCCAUUUUAUUUCACUAUCAAAACACUAAUCAGAUGUCUAUUGCCUUUGAAACUAAUAAUAGUAGUAGUAAUACUACUGCAGAUAGUAAUCGGAUCCAAUCGCUUCACGGCGGCAUGUGUAUUUAUAACUUACCGGAAUCCAAUAGAUUCGUCGGUACCGGAUGGAGCAACAGAUUGCCGGCCGUUAAAGAGGAAGAAGGUUCCUCCAGCUCUUCCUCCAUCGGAAACAACAGUGACGCCGGCGGUGAUUCCGACGGCGAAGAAGUCAAUGGACCGGUCAACCGUUUAAAUGAUUUGGAGCAAGUUUUGCCUAUCAAGAGGGGGAUAUCGGCGUUUUAUGCGGGGAAAUCGAAGUCUUAUGGAAGCCUAUCGGAUGCAGUUUCUGUUCCGUCGAUUCAGGAGAUUGUUAAGCCAGAGGAUGCUUACAGUAGAAAGCGUAAGAACAUGAUUGCACAUUCUGUUCUUUUGGAGAAGCUUCGUAAAUCAAGUUGUGACAGUGGGGUAUCGAAGAGGCCUGCCCGAAACGGGGAAAGCUCGAGUUUGAGUAAAGCGAAAGUGGGUGUUUCUCUUCCACCAUUGCCGAGGAACUGUAGACGACUAUCGAGUAAAGAAUCUUUAGAUACGACUCCUAGACUCUCGUAUAGUUCCCCUUGGAGAUCGUUGUCUCUUUCAGAUUUGCAGCAUGCUUCUGCUGUAACUUCGGGUAUCACUGGCUUGGUGAAUAAAAGAGAUAUGGAGGACCAACACUAAAUGUAGCUUGUUUUCUUUGUCGGCUAUAUGAGGAUAGUAUCUAAAAACUAGUUAGUUCUGGUGUAGGUUCUCUGUAAGCCGUCUAUGUUUUUACCAUUUCUAGAAAUCAUAGGAUGUCAAAGAGGCUGUAGUUAUCCCUUUGUAUCCAGUUGUUGAUAAGUAUGAUGAAGAAAUGCUCUCUUUUUAUCUUAUUUAGCUCCAAAGGUUCACACUUGUUACCAAUGCACCGAUAUUUUUUCAGAUCUGUGUUACCGUGCAACAAAGUCUAAAGAGUAGUAUAUCACGAGCCUAACCUCUUAUGCUAGAGCUUUAAGUGAGGUUCCUGAGCUGGCAAGGUCUUUGUAUCCCAUUCUCCAAAUGGUUACUGCACUCGGUGACAAUAUUAGUCCUCCUGAGCUUGACGUCUGUGCCUAUUAUAAGGAGCUAUUUUUUCCCCCAUCAGUUGAAGUAUUCGGGAAGAUUUAUGCCUGAAACAAUCCGAGUAAACAGGAGCCCAUUCUGUUUACGAUACCCAAGGGAAACACAUCAACCUAAGUUAUAUUGCAAGACUGGCUGGCAGUAUGCAUGUGAAAGGGGACUUCAAAACUCUUUUAAUGGUGUACUAGACUAUUUGAGACUGUAAGCUGCACUGUUACUGUUUAGGUGAUUGUUGUAUAGCGCCAAUGUUAUAUUAUUUGAGGACUUAAUAAUCUAGUCCGAUACUCCGUAUACAUUCUUCUAACUAAAGUGAAGUUGUAUAUCAGUUAUGCUGUCGCAUCAUUUAUAUUUGUAUAUGUAUGGUACCGAUAUUAUUCAUUUAUGGCAAUUAAUAAACAGAUUAUGCUUUGCCUUUUCAA
Messenger RNA from Erigeron canadensis, 1663 nucleotides. RefSeq lists its product as uncharacterized. The transcript has 4 exons. The record is from RefSeq and is a predicted model, not a curated record. Lineage: Eukaryota; Viridiplantae; Streptophyta; Magnoliopsida; Asterales; Asteraceae. Bases 111 to 827 code for a protein of 238 amino acids.